This is a messenger RNA of Guillardia theta CCMP2712, 2442 nucleotides long. RefSeq lists its product as hypothetical. Lineage: Eukaryota; Cryptophyceae; Pyrenomonadales; Geminigeraceae. Bases 1 to 2442 code for a protein of 813 amino acids. The record is from RefSeq and is a predicted model, not a curated record. The transcript has 2 exons.
AUGGUUCUUCAGUAUGAUGAAAAUGUUCGCAACCUGCUGUAUCGGAGAUCAUGCCAAUACACGCAGAGCGGACUUGUGGAUGCCUCUGUCCUCGAAGCUGAUCUCGUCGAGAGGGUGAAGAGCUUCGCGAAGCGUUAUCCGAACAGCAGGACAGCCCAGGCUUGCAAGGCUGUGGAGGGAUGCACCCCCGACGCUAUCGCAGAAGCCAUCCGCUCGACAUGUCAGCAGGCACGACGUGAGCUUCUACAAGAAGCGAUGACUGGAUGGAGUGACGCAUCCAGAGAGUGGUUUAUGCAGCAGAUUGAAGAAGCCAAGAAGGAGAAGGUCGAGACAUACACCGCCUCAGCAGGCAACGAGGUGACUUCCUUCAUCUCCAUGACUCUCCUGGGCAUCUCCUCGGUGUAUGUCAACGAUGAAGAAAAGCUGAAGAAGAAAUUUGAAGAGAUCGGACUGAUCGUAGACUCAGUGCAAGAGAGUAAAGCAAUCAUGUGGAAGGCUCCGUAUAGACCCGAGAUAGCGAGUGCUGAGGAGAUCCCGGUGACUGUUUCCUUCCUCCGCAAUGCACAAGCGGAGAAGCUCUGGCAGGGAAGAGAGGACUUCGCGAUCGAUGGUCGCAAGUUCACAGCUGUACAUGUGAGCAUCGUGCACGAUCGAUCUUUCAAGAUUCGAGCCAAGAGAGGACCCUGGGGCAAAGGGGGCAGCUUGGCAGAGCUGACUCACCUGCUAACCUUGGGCGGCAUGACAACGGCUGAGAUAGCUGCCGUCUAUCGCUAUCAGCUGCUGCGCCAGUCCCUUGCAGCGGUCCAACUCCAGCCGCUGGCAGGCAUGCUGGUCGCUGGGGCGCCAGGCCAGCAAGUCCACAAAGGCUUAGGUCAGAAAGGCUUCGUCGCUGUAGGGGCCAACGUCAUCUGGAGACAGAGGGAGGUGGAGUGGAUCGUCUCCUCGAGCUGCCCAGAGGCGAAUGAUACAGCAUUUCGAGCUUUCCGAGAGAGCGAAGCGAUGGAGGGAGUACACCUGACUCUGUUCAGCGAGGACCCGAAGAUCAGAGAGGCGCUCGCAGUCGAGUUGACAGCCGAUCGCUUUGUGUCCAGAAAUAAGUUGAAGAAGGCAUCAAGGAUGCAGAAGAAGGCAGGCGGCAAGGACGGCAAGGAGAUCAAGAUCAUCAUCAAGUCGACGGCGGCAUCUGGUCGCUUCACGAGGAAGGAGAUGGAGGGGCUGUGCAACGGCGGCAACACGUCUAUCGCAAGAGUCAAGAGAGUCUUGUUGGAGAUCGCUAACAGGCUCGAGAUCAACGUUGAAGGCAUCGACAUGGAGGAGGAUUUGAACACCAAGUCCUGGAACGGGUCCAAGCUAUGCAUCCUCCUCGGCUCCACGGAGGAUGCUCGACGCAUGAUGAAGGAGCUGCCCUUCUAUCUCGAAGGCGCAGCAACCAAGCUCGAAGCAGUCGGCUUCGACAAGGAGCCUGACUCUGAGGCGGCUGGUCAGCGGGGCACCAGCGACGCAGCGCAGCGACAGGAGGAGAGCGAGGGAGAGUGGCUGGAGUUUACAGACCUGGAGAGGAUCACAAUGGAGGCAGCAUCUCCGUCAAGCCAAGAGGACAUGCAGCUCGUCAGCGAGCUGUCAGCAGUCAUCGAAGAUGCAGCUUCUUUGAACGAGGCAGGGACGAGCGAGCCGAUCAAGCUGGUCCUGGACAAGGCCGUUGGCAACCUCCACGACACCUUCUACUCUCCGGGGAGCCUGGAGUUCAUGGCGCUGGGAGAGUGGGCGAAGAUGCCAGAGGAGCAGGGAGUUGGGCGCAACGCGCUCAAGGAGAAGCUGGGGAAGUGGCUGCAGAGCAAGCGCUGGACUCGCGUGCAAGGAGAGAGCAAGAAGGCAAGGAGGGGCAGCGCGUUCUCGCCACGGGCAACGGCAGCUGCUGAGCUUGAGCAGGAGGCGGAGAGCGACGACAUAGAGCGGACGAGCGAGCCGAUCAAGCUGGUCCUGGACAAGGCCGUUGGCAACCUCCACGACACGUUCUACUCUCCGGGGAGCCUGGAGUUCAUGGCGCUGGGAGAGUGGGCGAAGAUGCCAGAGGAGCAGGGAGUGGGACGCAACGCGCUCAAGGAGAAGCUGGGGAAGUGGCUGCAGAGCAAGCGCUGGACUCGCGUGCAAGGAGAGAGCAAGAAGGCAAGGAGGGGCAGCGCGUUCUCGCCACGGGCAACGGCAGCUGCUGAGCUUGAGCAGGAGGCGGAGAGCGACGACAUAGAGCGUCGAUCUCUUAGCCUCCUGUUCAUAGCACUGAGUAAAUUCGCAGAGAUGCAUGUGCUGGCCUGCUCGCUGAAGGUGGACAAGAAGGACCGACUGCGAGUGGAGAUGAGGGAAGAUGACGAAGAAGAGGAAGACAUGGAGGAAGAGCAAGGCGAGGGCGAGGAAGAAGACGGGGCGAGCCCGUACCGAGCUUGA